CAAGGGUGUCUUUGCCUGAGGUCGGAAUGGUGCUGUUAGUCCUGGCGAUGAUUGCAUAGCAACACAGAGCUGCUCGGAGAGGGGAGGAGGAGGAGGAGGAGAAGGAGAAGGAGGAUAGGGAGGUGGGAGAGACAGAGGGAGAGUGUGCACACAGCAGCUGUCGGCAUCCCUGUCUGAGGGACUUCUUUGCUGAUUCACAGAGGCGGCCUAGCCAGGGCCUCCCAGCUACCGCUUGCUUCGCAGACCUGACGGAAUCAGAAGGUGCUUGAUGCUCCACAGUUGGUCUGCUGCCAGUCUUCACCCUCCAUGAGCCUUGGUUCUGAUGCAACCUUUGGUCAUGCAGGGAUGCCCUUACACCCUCCCACGAUGUCAUGAGUGGCGUGCUGCUGACAGGUUUCAUCACAGCAGCAGCUUCCGAAACACCUGCCCCCAGCCUCAGGUUAGAGCUGCGGUCACCAUCCCUGCACCUCCUUGGGAUGGUGCCAGGGAUCCCUGCCUAAGUCCAAAGCUCUUGAACAGGUCUGUUGGAGCCAUUGGCCCCCUGGAACCAUCAGCCAUGAAUCUGUGUUGGAAUGAAAUAAAAAAGAAGUCUCAGAACCUCCGUGCUCGCCUAGAGGCCUUCUCAGACCAUAGUGGAAAACUCCAGCUCCCACUCCAAGAGAUUAUUGACUGGCUGAGCCAAAAGGAUGAGGAGUUGUCAGCUCAGCUUCCCUUGCAAGGGGAUGUGGCCCUGGUACAACAGGAGAAGGAGACGCAUGUGGCCUUUAUGGAAGAAGUCAAGUCCAAGGGCCCCUAUAUCUACUCUGUGCUGGAAUCUGCUCAGGCUUUCCUGUCCCAGCACCCAUUUGAGGAAUUAGAGGAACCUCAUUCUGAGAGCAAAGAUACCUCCCCGAGACAGCGAAUUCAGAAUCUUAGCCGCUUUGUGUGGAAGCAGGCAACGGUGGCUAGUGAACUGUGGGAGAAACUGACAGCCCGCUGUGUAGAUCAGCACCGACACAUUGAGCAUACUCUGGAGCAUCUAUUGGAGAUCCAAGGGGCAAUGGAGGAACUAAGCACUACUUUGACCCAAGCAGAGGGAGUCCGAGCCACUUGGGAGCCCAUUGGGGAUCUCUUCAUAGAUUCCCUCCCAGAGCAUAUCCAAGCCAUCAAGCUAUUCAAAGAAGAAUUUUCUCCUGUGAAAGAUGGAAUGAAGUUAGUGAAUGAUCUGGCCCACCAACUUGCCAUUUCUGAUGUACACUUGUCAAUGGAGAAUUCAAGAGCUCUGGAACAGAUCAACAUCCGAUGGAAACAGCUCCAGGUGUCGGUUGGUGAGAGGCUUAAACAGCUCCAGGAUGCCCAUCGGGACUUUGGGCCUGGGUCACAGCACUUCCUCUCCACUUCUGUCCAGGUUCCCUGGGAAAGAGCCAUUUCUCCCAAUAAAGUUCCCUACUACAUCAACCACCAGGCUCAGACUACAUGCUGGGACCAUCCCAAGAUGACUGAGUUAUACCAAACCUUAGCUGAUCUGAACAACAUUAAGUUCUCUGCUUAUCGCACUGCCAUGAAGCUCCGCAGAGUUCAGAAGGCCCUGCGCCUAGAUCUGGUAACUUUGACUACAGCUCUGGAGAUCUUCAAUGAGCAUGACCUGCAGGCCAGUGAACAUGUGAUGGACGUGGUGGAGGUCAUUCACUGCUUGACUGCCUUGUAUGAACGACUGGAGGAGGAAAGAGGCAUCCUUGUCAAUGUGCCACUAUGUGUAGACAUGAGCCUCAACUGGCUCCUCAAUGUUUUUGAUAGUGGUCGCAGUGGAAAGAUGCGAGCAUUGUCCUUUAAGACUGGUAUCGCAUGCUUGUGUGGCACUGAAGUCAAAGAAAAACUUCAGUACCUCUUCAGCCAAGUGGCCAAUUCAGGCAACCAGUGUGACCAACGCCAUCUCGGUGCUCUGCUUCAUGAAGCUAUUCAAGUGCCCCGUCAGCUGGGUGAAGUGGCAGCAUUUGGGGGCAGCAAUGUGGAGCCCAGUGUUCGUAGUUGCUUUCGUUUUAGCACGGGAAAGCCAGUCAUUGAAGCUUCCCAGUUCCUGGAGUGGGUCAACUUGGAGCCUCAGUCUAUGGUGUGGCUGGCCGUUCUGCAUCGGGUCACCAUUGCUGAGCAAGUAAAGCAUCAGACCAAAUGUUCUGUCUGUAGGCAGUGCCCCAUCAAAGGGUUCAGGUACCGGAGUCUGAAACAGUUUAAUGUGGAUAUCUGCCAGACUUGCUUCUUGACAGGCAGGGCCAGCAAAGGCAACAAGCUCCACUAUCCCAUCAUGGAAUAUUACACACCGACCACAUCCAGUGAGAACAUGAGGGAUUUUGCCACAACCUUAAAGAAUAAAUUCCGCUCGAAGCAGUAUUUCAGCAAACAUCCUCAGCGGGGUUAUCUGCCUGUGCAGUCAGUGCUGGAGAGCGAGUGCAGUGAGACACUGUCUUCUUCCCCGAUGUUGCCACAUGCUGACACACACUCUCGAAUUGAACAUUUUGCCAGCAGGCUUGCUGAGAUGGAAAGCCAAAAUUGUUCCUUUUUUAAUGACAGCUUGUCCCCGGAUGACAGCAUAGAUGAGGACCAGUACCUGUUGCGGCACUCCAGCCCCAUCACAGACCGAGAGCCAGCCUUUGGACAGCAGGCUCCAUGCAGUAUGGGCACAGAAAGCAAGGGGGGACUAGAGAAGAUCCUGGCUCAUUUAGAAGACGAGAACCGGAUUCUCCAGGGAGAGCUGAGGCGCCUGAAAUGGCAGCAUGAGGAAGCAGCUGAGGCACCCACCCUGGCUGAGGGCUCCACUGAAGCAACUCCAGACCACCGCAAUGAAGAGCUUCUGGCUGAAGCCAGGAUCCUGAGGCAGCACAAGAGCCGCCUGGAGACACGUAUGCAGAUCCUUGAAGACCACAACAAGCAGUUAGAGUCUCAGCUGCAACGCCUGAGGGAGCUGCUCCUGCAGCCACCCGCCGAGUCAGAAGGCAAUGGCUCUGUAGUCUCGUCUCUAGAUUCCUCUCCACGCCAGUCAGAAGGCAGUCAUCCCCGUGAGAAGGGACAGACUACUCCAGACACAGAGGCUGCAGAUGAUGUGGGGUCAAAGAGUCAGGAUGUCAGCCUAUGCUUAGAAGACAUCAUGGAGAAGCUCCGCCAUGCCUUCCCCAGUGUGCAAAGCUCUGAUGUGACUGAAAACACCCUGCUGGCCUCUUGAUGGAGUCAGAUGCCAAUCCUGUAGUUCAUAGUCCUUUCCUGAUUCUUGUCAAUGCCUUCCCUUAAUAUUUGCCCAACCUUUCCAGUACCCACUGGCCCCACAUUCCUCAACCAGAGAUAUUUGGGCUUGGGGCAACAGCAGGCAUCUGAUGGUAUGUGAAAUUUGGCGGGGAAAGGGGGAAGAGAGGUGUACUUCCUCUGACUCCAGAAAUGUACCCAUUGAUCCUUAACAUUGAGCCUGUCCCUUAUGGUAUUCUGCUGUUGCAACCUAGGCCAAGGCACUUGUCAUCCAGAUGAGGAGCAGAAAAUACCUUGCAAGGCUAAGCAGUGCCCACUGGUCCCUUUCCCUUCUUCAUAGAAUCAUGGAGGGAAAAGCCUAAUGACCCAAGGUGUCUGGAUUAUUGAUCCCCCAGGGGUUAGUCCUACUCUCUGGCCCAAUUGAAAGAGGCAAAUGGGUAUCCCUGAGACACUCCUUCUAGUUGCCCCUUAGGAAGUCUGGGCCAUGUAUGUCCUAUACUUCAGCUCCAGAACAUAGUCUUCUUCAGGAUUCCACCUACGUUUUCUCCUCAAAUAUCUUUAUUCAUUAUGCCACAGUACCUAUCAGAGCAUCUCCAAUGGGGGAACAAAUCAUUGUAGAUAUGCUUCCACUCUAUGUUUGGAAACAUUAAAGAAAAACUUAUGGGUUUAUAUACCCUAUCCUGUUUCCUGAUGACCUUGGCAUCCCAAGAGACUCAUUGAGAUGCUCUGGAAACCCAUAUGAAGCUACUCUUUGUUCUUCUGAGUCUGUCCUCACAAAUAUGGGGGAAGGAGUGUAGCUUCUUCAACAAGGAGACCUUGCUCUCUCUUUCCUUGGUUUAGAAUGGAAAGGAAAACCCCUAUCCUAGGGGAGUAUGGGCCUGACACUCUCCAGGCUAUAACCAUUUGAUACCAUAGGUGGACUAGGUGAGGUGGCUGAUUGCCCUUAACUAUUCACUGGGAAGUUACAACUCACCAACCUGAAUAGUGAUUGCUGCCUAAAAGCCACUAGACUUGAAUUAGAAAACUGGCCACAUUCCACCCAAGGUGGAAUAGCAGCAAGGUCUUCCCGUGUAUAAAACUGUUGCUAACACUGAAAGGUGUACCCAGUCCCUCAAAAUGAACUAACUUUUCCAAAGCUGUAUAUACUGUAAUUCCUUUGUCUAACAACUGUUCAACAUAGAGUGUGGAGGUGGGAAGAGUGGGCUAGGGAACUUGAACAGAGGCAAUGCCCACUUAGGCUACAGUCUACAGAGGAGAGCUUUCUCCCAAGAGCCUGGAGAUUGAUUAAAUUUUGAGUUUAUAUAUAAAUAUAUAUUCUGCAUAUCUACUGUACAUCAGUACUCUCCCAGCCUCAUUCACACAUUAAAUUCUAAUACUUCUUAAAGAAUUAGCGUCCUGCCUUGCUCUUUGUUAGCCUCAGUCUCUGGUUGAGAUGAUAAAUGCACUCUGGCUGUGUCCCUAGGUUGUUUCUCUCUUACUGGUAUUUGAGGUGAAUUGACCUUGAGACCAACAAAAUGAAAGUCUGUGGCCACAGAGUUAUCUAACAGGAAGAGGCAUUCUGUUUUCUGUAUUAAUUCCAAACUUUGUUCCACUGACACUUGGGCCUUGGGUAAAUUUCUUACCACCCCUAACCAAUGAUUCAGGAACCGAAAUAGAACACAUUCAAGCUUUACCCAGUCCACACAGAAAAGAAGGAACAAAAGGCAUAUGUUAGCCAUUGCCAGGCUAAGACAGAAUUCAUCCUAUGGUCCCUAUUAGUUCCUAAGGUCUGGAUCAUUGCCUUUUAGAAUGCAGAGAUUGUCACCAAGGUCAAGAGGGAGGAAGAUGAUUAGAGUUCUGUGUUAUAAAUCAGGCCAUGGCAAACAGAUGGAACUGCUAAGAUCCUAGACUGAUAUGUUCCAGAGAGAACAGUACCUUGGCUCCAGAAGCCAAGAUUGCAUUCCCCCCAACCAAGCCAUGGGUUCAGGGCUCAAAUUUCUUGUCUGGAUGUCUCUGGAAAGGAGAACAGAAUAUCUACUUAUUUUGUGAGCAUUUGGUAGGCAAGCAUCAAACAUAGAACCAGGUCAUCAGUCAGAAUAAGGCAUUCUUUGUAGGAGCCUAGAUUGUGGACAAAAUUUAGAUAAAUUUGUUGUGGAUCAGGGGACUCAGAAACUGUGGAAUAUGUGCCUCCCCAUGCUUUAGGAGAACAGAUACUAUGGAACAAUCUUUUAUAAGGGUCCUUUUUUUUUAAACCUCCAAUCACUCUCAAAAGUUCUUAGACCACUGAGUGUCUGGGACAACUGCAUUGGACUGGACUUGGUAGAAAAGAUGUUGCUCUUGUUAUGUAGGAUUUGUGCUGGAGGUAGACUGAAGUAGCAGGUCAAAAUUGAAGUCUCACUAAGGGAGUCACUAGCACUUUUCCAUUUAUGUUUACCUGCAAUGCCUGAGGUGUGUAUAUUGUUCAAGGAUCCAGUGGCAGUCCCUGCUGCAUAUGUAGGCAGUUUGCCUGCAGUGAGGAAAAUGGCUCCUUGGACAGUGUGAAUCCACACUGGAGUUGAAUUUAGCAAAAUGUGUUCUGUGUUGUUGGGUAUGUUGUUGUGUAUUGUGACUCCUAAAGGAGUCUUGUGUAAUGUAUGACCAUAGACUGGAAGGUAGUGAAGGAGUUGCUGGGUUAGUAGUCUAAGGAAAACUUUCUGACUUAGAAGAUUAGCAUCAGUGAUGAGUAAUGUGUUUACAGGAAUUGUUAUCCAAUAGCGCAGGCAACUUAUUCUGGACAGAAUUCCAUGGAGAACAAUAAGCCAUUGGGAGAGUAGCUGUGCUUUCAGCUCACACAGAGUAGCUUCACAUUAAUUGGCAAUUGUUAGGGAAGGCCGACCAGCUGGAAGACAUGAGGCUGUGGUAUAUAGUUCCAUAGAGAAUUUUCCACCCGGGAGGACACGUAUCCAUCUCUUCAGAAUGCAAAGGUCAGAAUCAAGAUUUUCAGUGUUUCUCUCAAGGCCCAGAAUCAGGCAGUUCUUCACUAUGGAGAAACCUGAUUGAGAUUUCAGUUGUUUUGUGAACUAGUCUGGCAGGCCACAAUAGUUAAAAACAAGCCAAAGGCCAAGGCAGAUGCAAAUCCUGGAAGAUCUUUUGCCACCAGAUUAAUUUUAAGAAAUACCCUUGCUUCCUACAGUAUAUGUUUUAAAUAGGUUUGGAAGUUCCAUGCCCAGCUUUAGGCUAAUUUUUGAACUCAUUUUCAGUGGCAGAGUUGUGGUCUCUGGGACUGUUUUCUGGCAUUAAUUCCACUCAAUUUUCCUUGAUACUGUUUGACAACCAACAAAGUUGCUGGCUUAUUACGAAUAGUCCUGGGAGACAACCUGGAGACGUGGCCCUAAAGCUGUGGAAAUUUAGUUCCUCAGCUGGGCAGCCCAAUCUGUGGGACUCCCUGCAGAAAUCUGGUACUUGGAACAAAGAAAUACUUCAGCAAUUCUUCACUGUUUUAACAGUUUUGACUUUGGAGAGGGAAAAACUCAAAGUUCCAGUGUCCUUCUCUUUCUUUAGCUGUCAUAUUUAGAAGGAGACCUGCUGAAUAUCCUUGCUGUUCCCAAAUAGUAUUAAGGGCAGACUGAAGUCUGCUAUGUUGCUUGCUGGCUGCAAGAAUGAAUCACAAGGAUAAAAAUUAGGGAAGAGAUUGGUGAGGUGUUAAGGGUGGCAUGCAUAUAUAAAAGUUCAGGAUGAAGGGCUGGGGGUAGGAGCAAAUGGGUUAAAUUCAAUUGCCACUCACUGUGGUGCUUUUCCCAUUUUAUUCUUGAAUUCUGCUUUAAAAAGAAUAAAUUUGUAUUUGUUUACUUU
This is a messenger RNA of Psammomys obesus (fat sand rat), 7023 nucleotides long. RefSeq names its product dystrophin related protein 2 (gene Drp2). The transcript has 23 exons. Gene Ontology annotation, molecular function: zinc ion binding; protein binding. The record is from RefSeq and is a predicted model, not a curated record. Gene Ontology annotation, biological process: synaptic signaling. NCBI's taxonomy places the organism in Eukaryota, Metazoa, Chordata, Mammalia, Rodentia, Muridae. The coding region runs from base 323 to 3196 and encodes 957 amino acids. Gene Ontology annotation, cellular component: plasma membrane.